Oryza brachyantha (malo sina) is the source of this 1672-nucleotide messenger RNA. Its product is annotated as U-box domain-containing protein 27-like. Gene Ontology annotation, molecular function: ubiquitin protein ligase activity. The coding region runs from base 84 to 1409 and encodes 441 amino acids. The transcript has a single exon. The record is from RefSeq and is a predicted model, not a curated record. Gene Ontology annotation, biological process: protein ubiquitination. NCBI's taxonomy places the organism in Eukaryota, Viridiplantae, Streptophyta, Magnoliopsida, Poales, Poaceae.
CCCUCUCUCUCGCUUUUCUCUCCUCCGCGGCCAUUGCCUGCCCAAGAAACGGGGGCCGUCUCCCACCUCGUCUCGGUCUCGCCAUGGUUAGGAAGGAGUCGACCACUAGCAUGAGGCUCCCCCCGCAGCACCAGGGGCUGGAGGUCAAGAUCCCCAGCUUCUUCCGCUGCCCCAUCUCGCUCAACGUCAUGCGGUCGCCGGUGAGCCUGUGCACCGGGGUCACCUACGACCGGGCCUCCAUACAGCGGUGGCUCGACUCCGGGAACAACACCUGCCCGGCCACCAUGCUCCCGCUCCCCUCCACCGACCUCGUCCCCAACCUCACGCUGCGCAGCCUCAUCGCGCACUGGUCCGCCUCCGCCGCCUCCUCCUCCCCCGCCGCCGGCUCCGUGGGCUCCGGCGCUGGCCCUUCCCCCGCGUGCCUCGUCCGGCAGGUCGCGUCGUCGGACGCUGACCCUUCCACGGCGCUGCGUGCGCUGGCGGCGUAUCUCUCCGACGAUGACGUUGACGAGUUUGAGAAGAAUACGCUGGUGGGCGCCGGCGGCGCCGCCGAGACAGUGGCGUCGGUUCUUAGGAGGAAGGGUGAGCAGCAGAUAAGCGUCGAGGGCGCCGAGGCGGCCGUCAGGGUGCUCGCUGCUACCGUCGCGUUGGAUGGAAUCGAGGAUGCGAACAAGAAGCGGGUAGCCGCCGGCCUCGCCGCCGAUGCGUCGGCGUCGGCUGCGUCCCUGGCACGCGUGCUGCGGGGAGGGAGCGGCUUGGAGGCGAGGAUCGACGCCGCCAGGCUGGUCGAGUUCUUGCUAGCCAAUGCCGCCGGCGAGGCGAAGGAGGCGAUCGCCGAGUCAUCGGAGCUGGUCGGAGAGCUGAUACGGCUCGUCGGCCCCGUCGACGAGAAGGGCAGCCUCGACAUGAAGGCCGUCGACACCGGCCUCUCCUGCCUCGCCACAAUCUCCCGGUCGCGCCGCGCCGCGCGCGCCGAGAUGGUACGCCUCGGCGCCGUCCCGGCCGCGGUGCACGCGCUCCACGCGACGGCAGAGCCGGGGCCCUCCGCCAGGGCCCUCCGGAUCCUCGAGUCCGCCGUCGGCUGCGCCGAGGGCCGCGCCGCGCUCUGCGAACACGCGGAGGAGGCCGUCCCGGCGGUGGUGGGCAAGAUGAUGAAGGCCGGCCGCGACGGCGCCGAGGCCGCGGUGGCCGUGCUCUGGGCAGUCUGCCACAAGUACAAGGACCGGCGCGCCGCCGACGCCGCGGCGGCGUCGGAGGGCGGCCUGACGAGGCUCCUGCUACUGCUGCAGAGCGGGUGCUCGCCGGCGGCGAGGCAGAUGGCGCUCGAGCUGCUCAAGAUUUACAAGGUGAACGCCAAGAGCUGCCUCGCCGGCUACGACUCCAAGACCACCCACAUCAUGCCGUUCUGACCUAAAAAUCGAAGCUUGGUCCGGCGAUCAUGCAGUGGAAGUGGUGCCAUGGAACAGGAGAUCAACUUCUUGUUCCCUUCUACUCUUCUUCUUCGAUGUUUUCUUUUGUUUUUUUUCUUAAUUGUAAGUUUAUAGAGAAACAGGAGAUCGAAUUGAUUCGUGAAGGGAAGAACAAAAAUAAUCUGUACAUGGGUAGAGAGAGUUUUGAUAGGAAAAACAAAAUCAAUGGGAAAUUAACCGAUGAGUUGAUUCUUAGUCCAAAA